Molecule: messenger RNA, 1009 nt
Organism: Lolium perenne
Lineage: Eukaryota; Viridiplantae; Streptophyta; Magnoliopsida; Poales; Poaceae
Product: protein NEGATIVE GRAVITROPIC RESPONSE OF ROOTS-like
Biological process (GO): gravitropism; regulation of growth
Source: RefSeq, a predicted model, not a curated record
CCUGCAAGAAUUGGCCCCUGAAUCUAACAUCCUCCCAUCUCUGCCACCCAUUGGCUCCCCACGGCGUUCUUUUGUCCAACACAAUCUCGCCAUUAGAUUUCUACAUUUUUAUUGCUCAAACCACCAACCGGAGGCGAAUCUAAGCUCACCGUCUGUUGGAACGAGACAUUUACUCAUGGGGAUCAUCAACUGGGCGCGGAGCAGAUUCAAUGGCAGGUCAGAGAGCAAGAGAUUCGAUCUUGGAGCAGCAAGCCAGCCGGAGAGAUGCCAAGUUGUUCCUGAGACCGACGAGCAGCACCAAUGGCGCUCUCAGAAAGACCAGACAGCGGGUUUCCUCUCCAUCGGCACGCUCGGGAACGUCAUCCACGAGUUGGCAGAAGAAGAAGAAGACCACCCCUCGUCGGCUCACGACCUGCCGGAGUUCACCGUCGAGGAGGCGGAGAAGCUCCAGGAGGCCCUCGCAAAGAUCCUCCAGCGCGCAAAGUCCAAGUCCGGCGCCCGCGGGGCUGAGGACGGUCUCCGUCUGCCCCUGGACAGAUUCCUCAACUGCCCAUCCAGCCUAGAGGUGGACAGGAGAGUCCUUCGGAAUGGUGAUGAAGGCGACGACGUUGAAGGCCAUGACAACCUCUCGCCCAACACCAAGAUCAUCUUGAGCAUGGCCAAGGACCUGCUAGUCAACACCGGUGACAAGAGAGGCUCCGGCACCAAGAACAAGUCCUUCAAGUUCAUGCUAAAGAAGAUGUUCGUCUGCCAUGGUGGCUUCGCGCCGUCCUCGGCCGCCUUGAACGAUCCGGUUGAAUCAAGAAUGGACAAGUUUUUUCGGACGAUGCUCGGCAAGAAGAUCAACGUCCGACCGAGCAACACCACCGCGCCGAAGACCUAUUACUUGAUGGAUAGACCAAACGGAGAGUCGCGUCGGGGUGAUCGCUCUAGGUGGGAAGUGGAUGAAGAGAAAGAUUGGUGCAGAUGGGAUAGAACAGAUUCUGAAUUCAUUGUUCUGGAAAUAUGA